This is a messenger RNA of Brassica rapa (field mustard), 3999 nucleotides long. RefSeq names its product epidermal growth factor receptor substrate 15. Gene Ontology annotation, molecular function: calcium ion binding; protein binding. The record is from RefSeq and is a predicted model, not a curated record. Gene Ontology annotation, cellular component: plasma membrane; cytoplasm; nucleus. Gene Ontology annotation, biological process: endocytosis; endosomal transport. Lineage: Eukaryota; Viridiplantae; Streptophyta; Magnoliopsida; Brassicales; Brassicaceae.
AAUCGUAUCUUUCCCAAAGGCAAGCUUCUUCUCUUCAAUCGCGCUGUACCGGUUUCACCAUCCCAAAUCCCGGGGGAAAUUAGAUUUGUUUCUCUGUCGCGAGAAUCAUCAUCGACCUCCUCGCCGUCACCGAUCCCAAUCGAGACUCCCUGCGAUGUGGUGACCUCUCUCUCUCCCGCUGGUCUACGAUUGCUCUCUCGGGGGUAGCCUUGUGAAUAAUUAGGGGUUUUUCUACGAUUCGAUCGCGUGCUUCUCGACACUGUAUUCGCUGCUAGAUUAGAUUUCGGAUCAUUCUCAAAUGGCAGCGGCGAGGCCGGCGGGGAGCCAGGAUCUGUUCGAUGCGUAUUUCAGGAGAGCGGAUUUGGAUGGAGAUGGCCGUAUCAGUGGAGCUGAGGCUGUCGCUUUCUUCCAAGGCUCUAAUUUGCCUAAGAACGUCCUUGCUCAGGUAUGGUCUUACGCAGAUGCGAAAAAAGCUGGUUACCUUGGUCGAGCGGAGUUUUAUAAUGCUCUAAAGUUGGUAACUGUGGCACAAAGUAGACGGGAAUUAACUCCUGAGAUAGUCAAGGCUGCAAUCUAUAGUCCUGCUUCGGCGAAUAUCCCUGCUCCCAAAAUAAAUCUUGCUGCGACACCCUCUCCACAGCCCAGGGGAGUUGUGCCUGCUACACAAGCUCAGGGAGGUGCGUCACUGCCAUCAGUACCGGCUGGUAUGAGAGUUCCUCAGAUGGGUGGAACCGUAAGCACUAGUAACCAACAAGGCCAGCAGAACCAAUUUAAUGGGCCACCUCCAUCUCAACCACAGAAAAACUUUCAAAGCCAGGGUAUGCCAGCUGGAGGGACUAGUGCGCAUCGUCCUGCAACCCAACCUAUGCCAUCUGAUCGGCUCAGCGGCAGGAGUGUUGGGCCCUCUGGGCAUGUAAAUUCUCAAAUUCCUUCGAAUCAAAGUGGGUAUGGUUUGACAGCACCUAACUCAAUUGCGAACAAUAUACCAAAACCGCAUAUGACACCUGCAGUAAUAAGCUCUACAACCGCCAGACCUCAAGAAUCAGCGCCUGUGCAUAAGCCCCAAGAUUCAUCUGCUCCUUCUGAUGCUCCAUCCAAUCAAUUGGUAGCCAAGGAUCCAAAGGAACUGGCUGCAUCAGGAAACGGUUUUCCCUCUGACUCACUUUUCGGAGAUGUGUUUACAGUUGCUUCCUCGCAGCCAAAACAACAUUCUACGGGAACUAUGUCGACAAUGGGCAUCUCAUCUUCUUCUGGUACAACUGGCUCUACUGUUGGAGUUGGGCUUGCAGCUUCCAGUCAGAUGACCCAGCGUCAGUCUCAGCACCAACCACAACCCCACCCCCAACCUCAACUCCAACCCCAACACCAACCCCACCCCCACCCGCAAGCCCCUUGGCCAAGAAUGAAUCCAGCUGACGUCCAGAAAUAUACAAAGGUAUUUGUGCAAGUUGACACUGAUAGGGACCGCAAGAUCACUGGGAACCAGGCUCGGAAUCUGUUCUUAAGUUGGAAGCUCCCGCGAGAGGCUUUGAAGCAGGUAUGGGACUUAUCUGAUCAAGAUAAUGAUAGCAUGCUUUCCUUGAGAGAGUUCUGUAUUGCUGUCUAUCUAAUGGAGCGUUAUAGAGAGGGCCGACCUCUUCCCCCUGUGUUCCCAAACACUAUAAUAUCUAGUGAGAGCAUGUUUACCUCUCCUAGUCAAUCUGUGGCACCACAAGGCAAUGCAUCCUGGGGACAUACACAUGGUCAAUUUCAAGGGGCAUCGAGGCCACCAGCUAUUCCCAAAGGAAAGCCUCCAAGACCGGUCCCUCUCUCUCCUAGUGAUGGAAUGGUCCAGUCAACUCAGCCAAAGCGUAAAAUGCCUGAGUUGGAAAAACAUCUGGUGGAUCAACUUAGCAAAGAGGAGCAAGAUUCGCUCAACUCAAAAUUUGAAGAAGCCACUGCUAUUGAUAAAAAGGUGGACGACCUUGAAAAGGAAAUAGCUGAUUCCAAGCAGAAAAUUGAGUUCUUCCAUGCUAAGAUGCAGGAACUUGUUUUAUACAAGAGUAGAUGUGACAACCGGUACAAUGAGAUUACGGAGAGAGUCUCGGGUGAUAAACGUGAGCUUGAAUCUCUAGCAAAAAAAUACGAGGAGAAAUACAAGAAGUCUGGCAAUGUAGGCUCUAAAUUGACUAUUGAAGAGGCAACAUUCCGCGAUAUACAGGAGAAGAAAAUGGAAUUAUACCAGGCCAUAGUCAAAUUUGAAGAAGGCAAGCUUGAUGAUAAUAUUGUUAAGGAGCGCACUGAACACAUCCAAUCGGGCCUUGAGGAACUGAUUAAAAAUUUGAAUGAGCGCUGCAAACAAUACGGAGUACGUGGCAAACCCACUUCUCUGGUGGAGCUUCCUUUUGGUUGGCAAUUUGGAAUCCAAGAAUGUGCUGCUGAUUGGGAUGAAGAUUGGGAUAAGCUAGAGGAAGAAGGGUUUACCUUUGUCAAGGAGCUUACACUUGAUGUCCAAAAUGUCAUUGCCCCACCAAAGGAAAAAUCAUCUACUUGGAAGAAAGAAGCCACCGUCUCUUCAAAUGAAGGUGAAAACCUUUCAUCCUCAGAUGUUGAGUCUAAAAAGGAGAAAAAUCCAAGCAGUGGAGAAGAGGCAUCUGGACAUGUAGACGGUAAAACAGAUAGAAACGGAUCUCUGGAUGACUCUAUUGUUAGAAAGGGUGUUGAAGCUGAUGGUUCACCCGGAACCAAAGAUACGAGGAGUGAAAAUGGCCAUGAUGAUGGUGAAUCUACUGCUUCUGCUGGCAAAACUGCAAACGAACCUAGUUAUGACUCUCACGAUGAGACAGAUUCAGUUUCAAGCUUCAACCCUGACAACGGAAAGGACAAGAAGCAUGAUAGUGAUUUUGGAUUCGGGUUCGGAUUCGAUGACUUCAGCAUUAAGCCUAUAAAAACUGGUUCCACCCUAUCAAAUGACUUCCUCCCUCCUAAGCUAUUUAUAUUUUCUGAUUCUGUCCCAAGCCCCCCGGCAAAUGCAAACGACGGUUUCACUCCAAAACCUUCCUUGUUUGCUGAUUCUGUCCCGAGCACUCCAGCAACAACCACUGCCUCUUACUCAGGCAAUAAAUCAUACUUCGAUGAGUCUGUUCCAAGCACUCCUGCUUACGCAGGUAAAUCAUACUUCGACGACUCGGUUCCAAGCACUCCUGCUUAUCCUGGAAACUUGUUUCCCGAGAAGAAAUCCUUCUUCGACGACUCCGUCCCAAGCACACCUGCUUAUAGCACGUCUGAUUUUGGCGGGAAGCCGUUCGCAUCAGAGACUCCUCGUUCAGACAACUUGUUCCCAGGAAGAAGUCCCUUCAUGUUCGACUCUGUCCCAAGCACACCCGCUGCACACGAUGACUUCUCUUCCAACAGCUUCUCCCGCUUCGAUUCAUUCAACAGCAAUAACAACAACGACGCUUUCUCUCUAUCCCGCUCAGACUCCAUGCGCAGCACAAGCGAGCCAGACCCAUUCGCGUCUAGGUUUGAUUCUUUCAACUAUCAGAGAUAUGAUUCCUUCAAUGCACAAAGCUAUGACAACAACAACGCAUCAGAGACACCUAAAGCUUCGUUGACGAGGUUUGACUCGAUUGGAAGCACCAGAGACUCUGAUUACAGUCACGGAUUUGGGUUCGAUGAUCAUGACCCGUUCGGUUCUACCGGACCAUUCAAAACAACGACAAGUACAGCUGAGACACCUCGGAGCUCUGAUCAUUGGAAUGCCUUCUAGCCCUCGAAGCCCACGUGUGAUAUGAUUAUAUGAAUAUCAAAUAUCAAAUAGUUUACUGUUUUUCUCAGAGUCGGAAGAGUUCUAUGUAUUGGUUUGGUUUGAUCGCUGCUUGCUUCAUUUUUGUUGUUAAUAUAUAAUAGUUAUUUUGCCAUUUUUAAAGAUUUAUUUUGGUCUCCGAGUAGUUUCCUUUCUCUGCUCUCCUUUGUUGUGAUAAAUAUUUGUUCCUGUUAAACAGAAAAUUUAUUGCAUCU